Messenger RNA from Nematolebias whitei (Rio pearlfish), 5836 nucleotides. RefSeq names its product microtubule cross-linking factor 1. The transcript is spliced from 14 exons. Gene Ontology annotation, biological process: regulation of autophagy. The record is from RefSeq and is a predicted model, not a curated record. Lineage: Eukaryota; Metazoa; Chordata; Actinopteri; Cyprinodontiformes; Rivulidae. The coding region runs from base 357 to 5768 and encodes 1803 amino acids.
GCUCAGCCGCGCAUGCGCCUCGCAGCAAAUCACGGGCGUCAAAGCUCCCAGCGACGGCUGCAGAUUUUACGGGUCGGAGAGAUUCACGCGGUCCAACAUGAACGGAAGAAAGGGAUGGAGACGCAGGAAGGAGAAACCUGACUUUUUAAAAUUUAAAUUCGGGUUUUAAUAAACCUUUUUAGCGGAUACAACCUGUCACUCGGAGCUGUACUUCUGUGACGACCUGGUGAAUGUCGGGAUGGAGUAAAAAAAAAAAAACCGUCGCAGGAUGCGCAUCCACAGCCCGACAAGGAAGAGGGCAGACAUUUCUCCUCUUGGAUUGAUCGCUUCCUCCUCCAUCCUGCCGCCGGUGUAGAAUGGAGAGCUCCAAUGGUUCCGAGUCCAAACCGCAGCUGGAGAAGAAGCGGCUGAACCGAGCGCCUUCCCCGGCCAGACCUUUCCUCAAGGAUGCGCACUCCCGCUCCAACAAACCACCUGCCAUCGGACCCAAGUCCCCCAAACUCGGCAAGCGGCCGCAGCCCGCACCCUCAGCGCACCCGAACCGCUCCAGGCGCAGCGCAUCCGGGGCCAAAGAGAAACCAGUCCCGGUGAAAGGUGCCCCCAAGUCCGCCGUCCCCAAGAAGCCCACUAAGGCGCCCCAGCAUGGCAUCAAACCGGACAGCACCAGCAGCCCGGUUCUUACCAAAACCAAGAAGGGCAAACCCGCGUCCUCGGGCCCUGUCAGCCAGGAGUCCCCGAUCCGGGUUCCGACCGGAGCGCGUCUGGGUCAGACUGACAGCAGCUCGGACCUGUCGGACUGCCCGUCCGAGCCGCUGUCCGACGAGCACAAGCCUGCUCCAGUCGCCAGCAGCGACGCAGAGUCCGGUACCGGCUCCAGCGACCGGGGCCAGUCUCAGCCCGGUCCGGGACAGAAACCCAAACCCUCCAAAGAGUCCGGGACCAAGGCUGUGACCGAGGAGGAUCUGCUGAGGGAGAUCGAAGAUCUGAAGUCUGAGAACGACUACCUCAAGGAUGAAGUGGACGAGCUGCGGGCCGAGAUGGAGGAGGUGCGAGACAGCUACCUGGACGAGGAGGUCUACCAGCUGCAAGAGCUGCGGAGGGAACUGGACCGGGCCAACAAGAACUGCCGCAUCUUGCAGUACCGCCUGAGAAAGUCCGAGCAGAAGAGCCUGCGGGUCGCUCAGACGGGCCACGUGGACGGGGAGCUGCUGCGCAGCCUGGAGCAGGAUCUGAAGGUUGCGAAGGACGUGUCGGUGCGUUUGCACAACGAGCUGGAGAGCACCGAGGACAAACGCAGCCGAGCGGAGGACGAGAACGAGACGCUCCGGCAGAAGAUCAUCGAGGUGGAGAUUUCCAAGCAGGCGCUGCACAACGAGCUGGAGAGGCUCAAAGAGACGGCACUGAAGAGACGAGGAAGCAGAGAAGUCUUUAAAGACAAGAAAUCCUCAAGUCAGGAGGACAGUGCAGACCUCCGGUGCCAGCUCCAGUUUUCUAAAGAGGAGUCGGGUCUGAUGAGGAAGAAGAUGGCAAAGCUGGGUCGGGAGAAGGACGAACUUGAGCAGGAGCUACAGAAGUACAAGUCCAUUCACGGGGACAUCGACAGCCCCCUUCCUCUGGUGGAGUGCUCCGGUGGGGGCCCUCAUACCACACGCGAGGCUGAGCUGCGGCUUCGCCUGAAGCUGGUGGAGGAGGAGGCCAACAUUCUUGGAAGAAAGAUCGUGGAGCUGGAAGUGGAGAACCGCAGCUUACGAGCUGAAAACGAAGAUAUUCGCAGUCAGUAUGAAAAAGACUGUUUUGGGCGGGAGCCUUUCUCCAGCAUGCCCUCGUCGCCGUACGGCGGCGAUCCGCUGGAGUCGGCCAACGAGCUGCGGCGCCACCUCCAGUUCGUUGAAGAGGAGGCAGAGCUGCUGCGCCGAUCCAUCUCAGAGAUCGAGGACCACAACAGGCAGCUAACGUCUGAACUCAAUCGCUUUAAGUUUGGCCCCAGCAGCUGCAGCUCUGUUCCUGCUGGUGAGGAGGCCACUGAUGGGAUGUUGUUUAAACCUGGCAACGGGGGGAGCGGUAAUGGCUCCGGUAGUGGGAUAUUGAUGGAAGAGCUGAAGUCGGCCCGGAUGCAGAUCAAUGAGCUGAGUGGAAAAGUAAUGAAGCUGCAGUACGAGAACCGGGUCCUCGUGUCCAACGUUCAGCGCAACGAUCUGGCCGCGCACCUCGGCCUUCGCACCGGCAGCCCUCGAGACAGUGACGCAGAGAGCGAAGUGGGCCGGAGAGAAGCCGCCGAGGAGGAGGAGGCAGGGCGACUUCUUAUUCUACAGCCAAAACGGGAGGGCCCCAUCGGUGGGGAGAGUGACUCCGAAGACCUGUUUGAGAAAACAGGAACCACCUCAGGGUUAGGAAGCAUCAAACCCAUGGAUGGAAGCGACCUCAGUGCCACUGAAGUAGCCAAUCGCAGGAGGGAAGAGCGGGAGUCGUUCGCUAACGUGAAGCGAGAGGCCGACAGGCUCGGGAAGUCAGUGGACCGUCUGAUCACAGACACGGACAGCCUGAUCUUUGAGGGUCAGCUGCUGGUGACGACAGGGGAGAGUCUGGAAAGUGGGGCGACGUCUGGACCCAAACCAGAUACUCAGGUUCUGGACACCAUCAACACUCGCAUGAAAGCCUUCCGGACCGAGCUGCACAUUUUCAUGGAAAAACUGGACCACGUAGGAGACGGGCUCAGAGAAAGGACAGACGAUCUUUCACCCAUGCCGAACCUCACAGAGUCCAGCAGCUUCUUGUCUACAGUCACCUCCAUGUCCCGCGACUCCCCUAUCGGCACCUUCGGAAGAGAUCUGAUCACAGACUUCCAGUCCAUUCAGAGGGAUGAGCUGGAGUGGCGACUAGGACAGGAGCGAGGUGUGGAGCUCCAGAGCCAGACCCAUGGUGGGGGCCAGGCCCAGAGCAGGGGAGCCACGGGACUCACUGUGUACCACAGGCCCCUGGCUUUAAGAAUAGAGCACCGAGACCCGGCUGGUUCUGAUGUGCAGUUCUGUCUGGAUCAUGAGCGAAGCAGCAGAGCGGCCGCAGACGAGCGGGAGGCCGUCAUCACUUUACCUCAGCAGGAGGACCAGCGUUUGCAUCUGGAGGCGCAGCACGAAGGUCUGGAGCUCCAGGGCCUUCAGAGUCAUGAGGUCCUCUGGUCUCAGGAGAGGGCUGUGCUGCAACAAGAGGUGCGCCUGUUCAGACGGAACACCAUCAUCUUCUACAUGAAGCUCAGGGGGAUCCUUCUGCGCUGGAGGCUCGGCCGCAGGGACGAUUCAGGAGACGAGACCUUUCCUCCGGAGUUGGAGGGCUUUCCUGAGCUGGGAACGACGGCGGAGCAGACGGAGGUGGAGUCUGAGCGAGACGACCGGCUGCGUUUACCACAAACUGCAGCGGACGCCCCUGAAAUCGGACCCAACGUGCCCCCGCUGUCCCCCGAUCGACCCCUGCAGCAUCAGAGACAGUUCGGCGAGAAUCGGCGGGUGCUGCAGGCCCUGCGGACGCUGCUGGAGGAGUUUCGGGAGGAGCUGCGGGAGGAGGAGACGAGGCGAUGCCAACUGCAGCAGGCGUACGCCAGCGACAACGCUGCCUGGGAGGUCAAGUGGGCAGAGAUGAAGUGCCAGGUCGCUCAGUUGCAGAAAGAGCUGAACGCCAGGAGGGGUGACGAUGUCAGAGACCCGGCCCACAGAGGGGUCUUCUCACCCCAGGAUGGUCCAUGUAACGCGCCUCACCCCCUGUCUAUGUCCAACCCUGCACCCCACACUCGCUCCCACUCAGACUCUGAGGCCUUGUUGGAGGAUCAGGGGGCUACAGCAAGGCUGAAAGGUCCGACAGAGAACUUGUUCCUGGACGCCCUGUCUCUGGACCCCCUCGGGGGUCUGGAGGUCUCACCACCCUCUAAACUAGACAGUGAGAAGAGGUUCCCCUGCAUGACGGAGGCUCUGAAUGAGAUCUCCGAGAGUGAAGGCACUCCUGUUUACCCAGAGGAGGAGAUGAGGGAAGCUGGGAGUCUCCUCAGAGCCAAGUCCAUUUGCUCCAUGAGCGACUUCCAGCGCCUGAUGGACAGCUCGCCGUUCCUCCCCGACAAGACGCGCCUCGGCGAUCACGGCCGGGACGACAUCACCCCGCCUCUGUCUCCGGACGACCUCAAGUACAUCGAGGAGUUCAACAACGAGGGCUGGGACUUCCCACCGUCCGCCUCUGGACCUCGUCCGCUCCGGGAAGGGGAACCCAGCCCUGAUCCGUUCCAGCCCACUUCUUGGUUCCUCACCACCAGCGCCACCCUGACCACCAGCACCUUGAGCAGCCCCGAGCCAUGUCACAAGUCCCCGCUCGGAGGGAACGGGGCAGGGGGAGGGGCGGAGCACUUUGGUGUCCACAUCCUCCACAGUCCCACAAGAGCUGGGACGGCGGAGCGCCCCUCUGCUCCAGAUCCGGACUUGUUGUACUCCAAGGGGAUCAAAGCAAAAUCUGGAGGGGAGGAUGGGAUGGGGCCGAGUGGAUCUGAUGAGGUGUUCAGCGGCACGAGGUGGCCCUGCCUCCUGGAGGGUGGGGGACUCAUGGCUUCUCCAAACCAGUCUCCCAUCUGCUCCACGGUGGGCUACGCAUCCUCUCUGGAGCUCCAGCUCCAAAGGAACAUGAGCGACGACAUGAAGGAGGUGGCCAUCUCUGUAAGGAACGCCAUCCGCUCGCCAUCGGGCCCAGCGGUCCGCGACACCGCCUGCCAGACCAACGGAUUCACCACCCGAGGCACCCAGACCACCCAGACUAUCAGCGUGGGUCUGCAGACGGACCUGCUGCGGAACCUGACCAGCAGCCCCCACCGCUGCCUCACCCCAAAAGGUGGCAACACGCCCAUUUCGUCCCCGUCCCGCAGCUCGAGGAAGGUCCAGUACUCUCCGGUGGUCCAGAACAAGUUCGAGCGUCCCUGCUGCUCACCAAAGUACGGCUCCCCGAAGCUGCAGCGCAAGCCGUCCACGACCAACAAACCCGAGGUCCCCAACAACAGCCGUGCCCCCACCCCCACCACGCCUCAGAAGGGCAACAGCGAGUCAGCCUGGGCCCGCUCCACCACCACCCGGGACAGCCCCGUCCACACCACCAUCAACGACGGCCUCUCCAGCCUCUUCAACAUCAUCGACCACACGUCGGUGGUCUACGACAAGUUCAACAAGUCCCCCAGCCGCUCCCGCCCCACGCCGCCAGCCACCACCGAGCCCAGCCCCGCUCAUCACGGGGGCUUCGCCACGGACUCCAGGGUCACGCAGGACGGCCCGCGAGCCGCUCGGGGGCGCUCGCCCAGCCCCGUGCAGCUGAUAGUCGAGACUCAGGGGGACAAGAACCUCGAGGUGGUGAGCAUCCGUCAGGAUCUGUCCGCCCCUCCGGGCUACACGCUGGCUGAAAACGCAGCCCGCUUCCUGAACAAGAAGCUGCAGGAGCAGAACUUCAGGGAGGAGCGCCGGCUGCAGGCAGGAGGACAGAACGUGCACAGCAGAGACGGCGGCAGGCCGACCGACCCGGACAGAGGACAGGCUGGAUGCAUGGAGGACCUGCCUCGGUCUCCAGUGGCUCCCCCCCUGGACUCCUGCUUCCUGAGACCGGCCCGCCCGGCCAACCGACGACCCCCCUCCCGCUGGGCCGUCCGCUCCCCCUCCUCCUCCCCCAAGUGGAGCGAGGGCACCAAAAGGAGGUUCACCUUCCCGCCGCCGGCACACCGGAAGCCCAUCCUGGAGGGCGAGGAACCGGCGUGAGGCUGCCCCUCCUCCAGCUCAGCCUAAAUGUACCUCAGACCCCCCCCCCAGAACUAGACGCUCCCACA